AGAUUGUCAGAACGCGGUACUCUGUCUCAGAGGGUGGUCGUGUAGCGCGUUGUUCGCGAACUUAGCAUCGCGCGGAAACCGUAUUAACCGAUAAAAAUGGCGGCGUCGUGGAUUCUGGCUGUGGCGCUUCUAGCUAUAACCUCACCAGUGCUGUCGGCUCCCGCUGCUCAACACGCAGAUGGUUCGCGGGAAAUGAAACCGGAUGUGCCUGUGGAGGAAUUAGAAAAGCUAAAGGCUGGUGAACCCAGCAAGAUAGAACAUGCUUCGCAUAUUGAAUAUCACAGUCUCGAUGCAGUGAAAUCCAACGGUGAAUUGAUCUCUCGAUUGGAGCAGCACGCCUCGGCUGACGCGGCGCCAGGAGAGAAGCCCAUCGUCCAUGCUCAGGCGAAACUGGACGUGCCUUCCGAGGGCGUCCACCGCACGAUGGUUCAAGAGGGCUCGCAUGUCAGUGUGGUUGACGCGACUACGCCUGCUGGCGAGGAGGUCACUACUAAGGUAUUCCACGGAGCGGCUCGGCUGGUGCAGCCGGGCACGGCCACCAACAACCAGAAGGACGGCCACACUGCCAUCCGGCGCGCCUUCAACGCCGACAUUACCAAGGAAACUAAAAACAAUAUUGACCAUUACGCUUCGUACGCCGGCGUUCAGUAUUCUCCUCUCGACAUGGCAGAGUACGUGUUUUGGACGGGAGACGAGCGCGGAGUGACCGCGGCAAUCGAAGAGUUCCUGCAGGAAGGAAUGAUGACCAAGGAAGAAGCCAUCGCGUUUCUCCAGGAGAUUAAAUUCAACAUCGACUACCUACGAGCACACUAUUCGCAGAACGUUCGAGCCGAGGAAACGGCACAGCAGGAGAAGCUUAGGAGUAUGCUGAUGGAACAAGCUAACAAGGACUACCAAUACCGGCCAAUGUCCCUCCAGUCGUUCCCGUUCGGAAACAGCCCGGACAUCGUCCGUUCCAUCGCGUCCAAGAACUGGGAGCUGAGCAACAACCUGUCGCCCAUCGCGCUGCCGGCUGAGCUCAGGCCCGACCCCGUCAAGCGAUUCGAUCCUAUGCUGCAGACUAAUAUCAUUGGCACAUCUGACUACGACCGCGACGGACCAGUCAUCACCGAGGAGGAAUACGAGGAGAUGAUGGACAAACUGAAAGCCGCAGACACCCUGUACACCGAGUACACGCUUGAGGAGAUCAUCUAUCAGCUCGCUAAGAUGAUGUUCUCUCAAUCGCUGUCCCGCGACCCUGCUACGGCACGUGCCGCCACGCAACGCUUCAUGGCGUUCCUGGAGCGAGAGGCCGAGCGCGGACAACUCUCGAGGACCAUCGAGAAGAAAGUGCUCGAUGUGAUGAUCGCCGCGCUGACGGACACCAUCGGAGACCAUCCCGAGCUGAUGCAGGCGCGGGACAACGUCGGCAUCAACCCUGCUAACCGACUGAUGCGGCAGUUCCUGGAGGCGAGCUCCGCGGAGCCGAGCAUGUCGCGGGCCAUCCUCGCCGCCUACAAGGACGAGCUGCUCAAGGGCAUCCCGCACAAGAUGGGCUUCCCCGCCAACUGAACACCCACCAAACCCAUGCUGACGACUAUACACUUUACUUUUUUUUCCAUUUAUUUUUAUGGCUUGAAGGACUCGCAUCCAGGCCAUAAUUGUUAAAAAAAAAAAUUAAUUGUAUUAAGGAUCUGUCAGACGUAAAGACGGGACAGGACGGAAGGAAGCUUUUUAAGUUUUUUUUUUAACUUAUGAUCUUCUACUUUUUAGGGUUCCGUAUUAUUUAUCUAAUUUGGGGUAUGUGGCACGCUUUUCAAUUAUGGCCUUUCAGAAGAACGUUUAUUGUUUAUUUUGUAUAAAUCUUUCUUUUUAAGGUGUGCUAUCCCAGUUAAUUACGUGAUUUAUAUUAAUAUUACGUGGUUUCCGUUUCGUUGUUAAAAUAGAUUUGUUAAUUUUUAUCAUUUAUAAAAUGAAGUUUUUUUUAUACUUAAAAUUAAGGUUAUAUUAUAGAUGGGCAUUAAAAUUUACAAAACGCUGUAUUACUAAUAUAUAGACUUACUGUCCCGAGUACAUAGCUAUAUAUUUUAAUCGUUACCUUUUAGAAACCAACAUUUCGGCAGCUAAAUGCUCAAAAUGAAUAUUAAAUAAGUACAUGUUAUGCUUACAAAGUUUAUGAAACUAUGAAAGCUAUAUGCUAGCUACAUAUAUGAAAGCUAUAUGCGACUACCUAUAAUUUUAUUUUAUAUUACCUAAUACACCGAUAUAAUUCCAUACCAAGAGUACCCAAUCUACUUCUAUUGAUGUAAAUAUUUCACUGCUAUAAGUGUAUCAAUAUAAUGCAUUUACACGAUUAUUUUAUAAACCUGGACAAAUGUAAGGUUAAGAGAAGCAAUGACAUAUAAUACUAAAGACAUAUAAUACCAAAGAAAUACCAAAUAUUAGAUUUGAGCAAAUGGAAAAGAUUUUAUUAAAUAAAGAUAUAUGUAAUAGUUACCUAUCAUUUAAUUGUUAAUGUUUACGAUCAUAUUAAAUGUUUAAGGAAAUACAUUUUUGUAUUAAAAGAUAAAUAGUAUUAUUUAGAAGUAGCUUUCAGUGUUUUAGUAGUGGAUAUCCUUGUUUAGCAUUAUUUUACUGACAAAAUUAUCUAGUUUAUAGUUAAAAUAUAAGUUACAUAGUAGCUUAAGACACAUUACGAUAUGAUAUAAUUAGCUAGUCAAAUAUUCUUCAUAUUUUUCUACAGCAUAAAACUUUGUGAGCGAUGUGCAAUUGAUUCAGGUUACAUAUUUAGAUAUUUAAAAAGGUCUUCCCUUAUAGAAAUUAUAUUAAAAAAAUCGUAACUAUGCCCGUCGAAUAGAAUAAAGAAAUCUCAAAGAUUUUAAUAUAUUUACUGUAGUAUUUUAACUGAGUAAUGCUUCUAUACAGAAGAUUUUAAUUGAUUAUUAUAUGUAGAAAUGGAAAAUGUAAAUAAAACAAAAGCUGGAAUUUAAAUUUGUUUUACACUUACAAUCUUUACAAUUAUUAAACAUGAAACUUCGUGACAAAAAAUAACCAAGUGUUUUUUCAACUGCGCUUAUACAAUCAGGGAUUUUCCCUGGAAAAGUCAUCAACAUUCGUUUGCUCCAAUAUUUUAGCUUUUUUUCCAUACCUCUCUGAACGCAUAUCAGAAUUAAGUAAACAUAUCCCUAGAUUGAAUUUAUUUUUAAUAACAAAUCAUUUAUACGCACCAAAGCGAAUUAUUCCUAUACCUAUUUAGACAAAAUUUUACUAAUGUAAAUUUGAAGGAAUUGCACAUCACUAUUGUCUAUUAUGUAUCUCUCAACUCUAAUCAUAAACCCACAUUUAUGUACUUCAUGAAUAACAUAUUUUGUAAAAAUAGAUCAGAGCCACGUCUUUCUAUUAGAAUCACAAAAUAUUAUUUACCUACCUACUUAAAGUAAGACUUGAAAUAUAAUAUUAAUCAGCAUUGUUGGAAAUAAUGCUAUGUUAGUGAUCGGCAAAAUUUAUUAUAUUUAUAUUAUUCUUUGAAAUAUAUUGUGGAUUUAAUAAAAAAGUUUAAAUGU
Molecule: messenger RNA, 3542 nt
Organism: Cydia fagiglandana
Lineage: Eukaryota; Metazoa; Arthropoda; Insecta; Lepidoptera; Tortricidae
Exons: 14
Coding region: 97-1551 (484 amino acids)
Source: RefSeq, a predicted model, not a curated record